UAAAUGAAUACAAUGGUGUUACAGUGGAUGUGAACUAAGAGUGUCAGUGAGGGGCCGUGACACCAUCGCCCGUCAGUCCCUACAGAGCAGUGGUCGUAUUUACAACACUAACGUAAUGAUGCGGGUAGCUAAGUGUCCACACGAGGAGUUGUCCUUCACCAACUGUGUCAUUGUGAACGAGAGCGACUUCCCUGCCAGUGUCAAGUAUGUACGGAUUACUGCUGACCAGGGGAAGCAGUACUUAUACACUAUCAAGCAGGAUCGUGCAGUCAGGCCCGGACACAUGGGUUUUAAUGCCAUUCAGCGGAAGGAGGCCAUGCUCUCCUUGGACCAAGAGAUCCGUGUUGAGCCGUUUGUUCACAAUCUCAAAACACAGCUGAUUGGCACAUUGGUGAUGGAGGCAGACUUCCUACAGAAGAAGAACACCACUAACCAGUCAUAUAAUACUGACCAGAUGGCACUACUAUUUUUGGAACAGUUUGCAAAACAUUGUUUUACUGUUGGUCAACCUAUAGUGUUUAGGUUCCAGGACAAGAAGACUCUUUCUUUAACAAUCAAGGAAAUUGAAGUUGCUGACCCAGAAGCUCUUGCGUCAGGCAAGAAAAGUAAACCUCGUAAUAUUGACUUCGGUAUUCUGCAGCCAAAUUCUUCUGUUAUUUUUGAGAAGAGUGAAGGCUCUUUCUUAAUACUUACUGGCAAAGCAAAGGCCCGGUCUUCCCACACAAGUCUCUUCACUGCAGAUUGGGACUUCCAGAAGAUGGGUAUUGGUGGUCUGGAUGAGCAGUUUGUCCAGAUACUACGAAGGGCUUUUGCCUCCAGAGUUUUCCCCCCAGAAGUCACAGAACAAUUAGGCAUUCAACACGUGAAGGGACUCUUGCUCUUUGGACCACCAGGAACUGGCAAAACACUUAUGGCACGCCAAAUUGGAAAAAUGCUUAAUGCCCGAGAACCAAAAAUUGUUAAUGGUCCUGAGAUUCUUGACAAGUAUGUAGGAGAGUCUGAGGCCAACAUCCGCCGCCUGUUUGCUGAGGCAGAGGAAGAAGAAAAGCGUAUGGGUCCAAAUUCUGGUUUGCACAUAAUCAUAUUUGAUGAGAUAGACGCUAUUUGUAAACAAAGAGGUUCUGUAGCUGGCAACACUGGUGUCAACGAUACUGUUGUAAAUCAACUACUAUCAAAGAUUGAUGGUGUGGAACAGUUGAACAAUAUCUUGGUGAUUGGCAUGACCAACAGAAAAGAUAUGAUGGAUGAGGCCUUACUUAGGCCCGGUAGGCUAGAAAUUCAAGUCGAGAUUGGACUGCCGGAUGAACAGGGUCGUUUUGACAUUCUCAAAAUUAAAACGGCCAAGAUGAGAGAUAAUAGUGCGCUGGACCAGGAUGUUGAUCUUGAAGAAAUUGCUUCCUUAACUAAAAAUUUUUCUGGUGCAGAAAUUGAGGGUCUUGUAAAAGCUUCUGCAUCAUCUGCUUUGAAGAGAUACAUUCACCUUGGAAAUAAGAUUGAAGUGGAUCCCAACGUGAUCGAUAAACUUAAGGUAACACGAAGCGAUUUUAUUUAUUCUCUUGAAAAUGAUAUAAAACCCUCACUGGGUACUAGUGAUGAGGCACUCUCCAAGUUUAUUGAGCGAGGCAUAAUAAAUUGGGGAGCAACAAAAGAGCUUGCAGAAAAAGGAAUGAUGUUUGUGAAACAGGCACAAUCUCCCGAGACGAGCAAUUGCCUCCGUUUACUGCUGGAAGGAGCACCGACUGCAGGAACGUCAGCACUGGCAGCAUACUUGGCAAAGAAUUCUGACUUCCCCUUUAUUAAGGUUAUUAAUUCUCGUGACAUGAUUGGAUUUAUGGAGUCUUCUAAGUGUUUGCGCAUUAGCAAGAUAUUUGACGAUGCUUACCGCUCCGAGUUGAGCUGCAUCUUUAUGAAUGAUCUGGAACACUUGAUGGGUUAUUCACCAAUUGGCCCACGCUACCAGUCUCUUGUUCUGGAUGCCCUAUAUUCUCUUCUGUCAGCCUCUCCACCCUCAGGGCGUAAACUCCUUGUCAUUUGUACAACCAAACGACGAUCUGUUUUAGAAGAACUGGGCCUCCUUUCAGCCUUCACUGCUGUAAUAAGAGUGCCCUAUAUUGCACACCAAGAUGAUGUUAAGCUUGUUCUGGAGGAGUCACAAGCCUUAUCUCCUAAAGAAAUUGAUGCAGUAAUGAAUCAAAUUAGCCACGGGCGAAUCUACGUGGGAGUGAAAAAAUUAUUAGGUCUUCUCGACUCCAUGCGCGUAAUGAAGGGAGUCGAGUCACGCAAGAGAGUGGCUGCUUUUGUAAACUUGCUGGAAGAUGAAGGAGUGUUCACACCUCAACUCUGAAUCUGAUCUUAGGUUUAUGAUGUCACUCAGGUAUUUGAUGACAAUGGUUGUAUUAAAGUGGUAGUAAAUAUUAGAUAACCUGGCCUAACCUAAUGUAAAGAUAAGAAUCAAAUACCCUGGUACAGUAACUUGAAUAAUUAUUUCUGAAGUAAUAUUAUGAUGUAAAUUACAGUACUGUACUGAUUAAUGUAAAUGUUAAUAUAUAAACAAUGGAAUAUUCUGUAAAGAACAAAUAUACAGUAAAUCAAUUAUUUAUCACAAGUAUAUUUAAAGAUAAACUUAUAGAAGGAAAAUUAAGGAUGAAAUAACCACUAUCAUAUUUGCAAAGGAAAGUAAAUUUAUAUACAGUACUGUACUGAUAUAUAGUGUUCAUUAAGUAGUCAUCAACAUUUAAAACAGAGAAAUAACAGUGAAAAACUACAUCAUAACAUGAAGUGAAUAGUUAGGUUUUAGGGGAAAUUUUUAGCUAUGUCAGCCACUCUUGUCAAUAUCAGAAUCCUUCAUCAUUAUCAUUUGGAGUUAUGAAGCAAAUGAACCUACAAUGAGUUUUGAUUUUUUAUGUAUAAUCCUCACUGGUCCAUAACACAAACUACCAAUCUCAAUCAUAAAUCUGACUAGGAGAGAAUAUUGAGAUGAUUCACACUGUUGUUAACUUCCAUGUUCCUGCUGUAGGAUAUUGAACUGCACAUUGAUUAGGUGCUUGAAUAUUGUGCUCAAACCAGUAUCCAUUGUGUUGGGUCUAAUGGGUCAUUCCUAAUACAGUACUGUACUUGUACCUUAUCGGGCUUCAAAAAAGGAAGCAUUGAAUAUUGUGUAGGCCAUACCAACGCUACAGUAGUAUUUCACAUAACUGUAUUAUGAAUUUUUUUUGUCAUAGCAGUACUGUACUCUUCCCCCCCACCCCGCCUCCCAUAUACAGUGCUGUAUUCAAAUUAUAAGGAGCAGAUACAGUAUGUAAUGGGCCACACACUGAUGUAUUGUAUAUUGAAACUGGUGGACCACAUAUUUAGCAUGUCAGGAUGUAAACACUGCUUUAUCUAACUCCUUCAGAGAGUUCAGUAUUUCAUCCUUGAUAUUAAUUUUCUCUUUCACAGAGUUCCUUCUAAGUCAGGCACCUCAUUAAACUAUCAAUCUUCAACAUUGUACACCAAAAACAGAGGAACUAUCAAGCACAAGAGGUAUCCAUUACUCCCUUACUGAUCAUUUGUUUCCUUUAGAUAUUGUAAGAGUGGUUAACACAAUGAUAUUACUGUAUUUUAUGAAUUUUUAUGAAAGCAGUAUUAAGAAUUUAUGAUACAAUUUAUGAUUAAAGUUACAAGGUGCCGUAUGUAUGUAUGUUGUGAAAUACUGGAUAGCCGUGUUUAUCAGCCAUCGCAUGAGCAGAAAAUAGAAUUAAUGAUAAAUUAAAAAUUAUAAUGCACGUAUUUAUGUUUAAUUUGAAUAUACAGGGUAUAGAUAAUGAAAAUAUUAAGUAAACUUGAACGAGAGUUAACUUUGUGUAUGCGCUUAAAAGUUGACAAAUUUUUUGGCUAAAUCGUUAACUCAUAUGGCUGGGAGACUGCUCCCUAUAGUGAGACAGACUCGGACUGUUUCAAUGUAUGUAAGAAUAUGUCUUUCAAGAUUUGUAGAAGUUUAGUUGAGUGGUACACAAUUGUAAUGUAAAAUUUAACACAGUACUUGUUAUUGCUUAGGAACAACAUUUCUCUUGCUAAUAUAAUGUUGAAGGCUGUGAAGAUGGCUCCUAUAAGUUUGAAGGUCUUCUAGGGGCAGUGUUGAUAAAGCACACUGAAAACUAAGCCUGCAUUGCACAAGGAGACAACAUAGAUGCCACUGCUUUAUACAGUUUUCUAAUUUCCCAACGGUGUCAACAGGGAACGUCUUUCAUAAUGGCCAGCUGCAGUAUUUGAAUCGAUAUAUCCACUUGCCACCACACCUCUCUAGAAAGACACUAAACAUAUGAAAAUAACGUGAAAAUAGACUUUAGAGUGAUUCUGUGUAUUUUCUCCUUAUUAUCAUAUACUACAGGUAUUUAUGUACCUACAUUAUUCUUUUCAGGUAAUUUGUUAUUUCUAAGUAAUAUCCAUUACCCUGUACUGUGGAUGAUACAUGUAAUACAACUCUGCUUAAGAGAUGUGUACCACUAAAGUGAGCAUCUUACAAAUCCUAAAAAAACUUCACUGUGACCUAUCACGCCUUACGUAAGAUAUCACCACAACACUGAGGUUACAUUAUGGUCCCUUGGUGGUGUUAUUUAUUUGUUAAUAUUACACAAAUAUAAUUGCUGGAGAAUCUCCAGUUCAGUCUUGCAACAUUCCAGAUGUUUGAUUGUUUGGCCAGUGUCUUUAUACUGUAUUUUGUAAAAAUUUUGCCAGAUUUUGCAAAAUUCUAUAAAAAAACACAUUGUAGAAACAAUUACUUAGCAGUAUUGAUCAGUUUGGUGAUUUUAAACCCAAAUGGAUUAAAGUUUGCAGUAAUUUGACCAGUAAAAAGAUAGUUUGCUAAAGUUAUGAUAUACUGUAUUCCAGUCUUAAGCUUAAUUAGAAUAGGUACUCUGUAUAUUUAGAGGUCGUUUGGUCAAUGGCAAUAUAUUUCCAGGGACAUAGAGUACUAUACAUAUAUACAGAUAGCAACAAUAAUCAAGCCUUAAGUUUGCUCUGCGGUCAUCUACCACCCCUUCUCCCUUUUUGUCUUUUAUAAUUCUAAUUGCUUACUUCAGUCCUUCAAGUAAUAUGUUCAGUAGCUUCCGUCUUCUUCUUGCCACCAGGAAACAUAAGAGGCAGUGUUGGGGCCUUCAGGAAGGAACUUGAACAUUUUCUUUAAAGCUUCAUGAUUAACCAGGAUGUAUUGUAGUGAUUAUGUUGGUGUGCUGGCUGCUGGUCAUAAUAAAAUGGUUAACCAGAUUAUUAUUAUACAGUAUCUGAAUCACUGUGGUCACCACUGUAUAACAGGACAUGAUGCAUUACAUGUUAAUUGAUUAACUAGUUUUAAUGUGUAUAUGAUACUUUAUUUAUUGAUUUUGUAACUGUGAGGAAUUUAUGAGUCUAUUAGAAGUACUGUUGAAUGAUAUGCAUAAGGUUGUCAAAAGUCAGAUUUUCCUGCUGAUUAUUUUGUCAGUGAUUAGUUGCAUCCCCUAAAAAGACACCACAUUUACCUCUGGCAGGUGUAUCCUACCUGUCAGGUGUGCUGCACUUACUGUAUUGUCAGUACAGUAUGAUGUCUCCUCCAUAAAUUUCAAACUGCAUCACCUUAAAACCUUCCAUUUAUACUGUACUCACUGACAGUAUAUUUUUAAUUUUGAGGCUUAGUGGCAAAGUUCUGAACUAUGAUAUACUGUAUCUCAAGUACCAGCACAUUAUAAACUGUACAACAACAAUAAAUCUCUGUGUACUGUACAGAGAAAUUAUAAUUGAGUAGCCCUGCACAUCUAUUUCUGUAAUUAAACACUGAUAGAUAACUCGCACAAAAAAUGGGAAGGCAACAAAUACAAGAUUGCUUUCAUUAUGCCGUCUAUAUGCCGCCCUGCCUUUAACUAUGCCUAGGAAAGAUUACCUCCAGUACACCAUCAAUACUCACACACAUAUGCACACAUGUAUGCACACUCACUCACACACACAGUUCUUUUUUUAGUUUUUAUGGUAUUUUACAGUAGUUAUUUUUUUGCAUUAUAUUGAGUGUACCUGUAAAGUAUAUCGAAAAAUAUGUGGUGAAAGUUGCCAGCUGCGAAUGCAUUCCCUCCUAUUUACAUUAAUUCCUCUGGGGAAAAUUGCCCCGAUAUUCACAAAUUCAUUAUUCACAAUGACUUUUAGAAAUGCAUCAUUUGCGAUAACGUGGGUAUUAUUCCUGUACAGUCAUUGGUUUGAAUUUUGCAAUUGGGUUAGGAGUGAUGGUGAGAGUAGAAGUGUAUUGUGAUGAAAUGUAUUGAUCUGUGUUAUUGACACCUUUAUUUUGAAAAGAAAACAGAUAGUAGAGUAUUGUACUACACCUAAGUGUACUUUAAAACUAUUGUAUUAUGGCUGUGCAAAUAACAUUCCAAAUAUUCAUAAAAUUAACAACUUAAAAUGGACACACUCAGUGUUGUUGCUUUAUAUCAUGAAAAUUAUGCAGAUUUUAGUUAUUGGUGAUGGAAAAUUACCAUGUUGGAAUGAUAUUUUGAAAUGGCAAAUAGUGAGUGAUAUGUACUUUACAGUAAUGUGCAGUAUGUGAAUAUUGUAUGGUCUUUGAUAAUUUUGUAUGGCCCCAUAUUUCAGUACACAGCAGUUCUUUGUUAAUGUGUUCAUAUCAAGAGUUCUUUCUUAUUCUGAAUCUAGUAGCCAAAAAACUUCACACUUAUAAUUUUGUUUUAAUAAAAUUAAAAAACAUUGAA
Molecule: messenger RNA, 6707 nt
Organism: Homarus americanus (American lobster)
Lineage: Eukaryota; Metazoa; Arthropoda; Malacostraca; Decapoda; Nephropidae
Product: vesicle-fusing ATPase 1-like
Exons: 8
Coding region: 116-2344 (742 amino acids)
Biological process (GO): SNARE complex disassembly; intra-Golgi vesicle-mediated transport; Golgi to plasma membrane protein transport
Cellular component (GO): Golgi stack
Molecular function (GO): ATP hydrolysis activity; ATP binding
Source: RefSeq, a predicted model, not a curated record